This is a messenger RNA of Prunus armeniaca (apricot), 222 nucleotides long. NCBI's taxonomy places the organism in Eukaryota, Viridiplantae, Streptophyta, Magnoliopsida, Rosales, Rosaceae. The record is from the annotation of a GenBank genome assembly.
AUGGUGGUUGCGUUGGUAUGGUGGUUUCAGCCGGUCUGCUCCUACUAUUGUGCCGACAGUCUCCAAGUCAACAACGAUCAUGGUGCAAGCAACUUCGCGGGGGUUGGUGGUCACGAUGGAGGUGGCUUUCCUCAUGCCCCCUCCGUCGUCUGUUCUACGAUCUCAAGCCUUACCUUCAUGAGAAGACUGUUGAAGAACAUAAGUCCCACAUCGGAAACUUGA